AUGACUAACACAAAGCCCGUCCACUUCUUCGACAUCACCUCGACCCUCCCAGGUGCAUACAAAUCCUGGUCCCCCAAUACUCUAAAAGUACGGGCGGUGCUUAACUUCAAGAGCAUCCCGUAUACCCAAAGCUGGGUCUCCUACCCAGACAUCGCGCCCUUGAUGAAAGGGUUCGGUGUCGAACCCAAUAAAGUCGGCCAUGCGUAUACCCUCCCCGCAAUCGUACAUGAAUCUAUACUCGACCACCAAGGCGCAAUGAUGGACUCUCUCCCCAUUGUCGAGCAUCUGGACCACGUGUUUCCCGAUCGUCCGCUGUUCCCGUCGGGCGACGCUAGCUAUGCGCUCUUCCUUGCGGUCAACAAGCUCACCUUGGCUCUGGGACCGGCGGUUCGGACGCUCAUUAUCCCCAGCGUGCCGGAGCACCUCGAUCCGCGGGGACAGGAGUAUUUUGUACGAACGAGGUCUGAGUCCUUUGGAAAGCCAUUGGCGGAGGUCCGGCCGACAGAUGAGGGGGAGAUUGCGGAGAUGUGGGAAACAAUGGAGAAGGGUUGUGAGACGUUGAUCAAGAUGUUGAAGGGGAGAGAAGGGAAAAAAGGUCCUUUCUUCGAAGGGGAGACGGCUAGUUAUGCGGAUCUUUCCUUCGCGUGUCUCCUGGCAUUUUUCCACCGAUUUGAUCGUGAGAUCUGGGAGAAAUUUAUGGGCUUGGGUGACGGGGAGUUUCGAGCUUUGUGGGAUGCUACCUUGCCCUGGUUGGAGGGACAGGGCGAGGAGAAGGAGUGGCCGAUACCGCAGGAUGCUUAA
This is a messenger RNA of Penicillium longicatenatum, 801 nucleotides long. Its product is annotated as glutathione S-transferase family protein. The coding region runs from base 1 to 801 and encodes 266 amino acids. The record is from RefSeq and is a predicted model, not a curated record. The transcript is spliced from 2 exons. NCBI's taxonomy places the organism in Eukaryota, Fungi, Ascomycota, Eurotiomycetes, Eurotiales, Aspergillaceae.